AUGAUGGAUUGCUUCCAAUCCGUGAGGAACCAGUUUGGUGUGGGGAGCUCGACCAUCAGGGCCCUGGUCAUGCAGGUGGUCAGGACCAUCAACUCCAUCCUGCUGCGGAGGGUCAUCUACCUUUGCAAUGUGGACACCAUCAUUGCUGGUUUUGCUGACUUGGGCUUCCCCAGCUGUGUGGGAGAGGGUGUUAUUGGCAGCACCCACAUCCCCAUCCAGGCCCCCGAUCACUGGGCAUCUCUCUACACCAGCCAGAAGGAAUACUUUUCAAUGGUCCUGCAAGCCGUGGCGGACCACUGGAACCAGUUCACCAACAUCUGUGUUGGAUGGUCAGGGAAGGCACACAACGCGCAUGUCUUUAGGAACUCUAGUAUGUUCCACAAGCUGCAAGCCGGAACGUUUGUCCCCGACCUCACCAUCAGGGUCGGGGAUGUGGACAUACCCGUCUGCAUGGUGAGGGAUGCGGCCUUCCCUCUCCUGCAUUGGCUCAUGAGGCCAUACACCGGACACCUCAACCCCUCUCAAGAACAGUACAGUACCAGGCUCAGCAGGGACCGCAUGGUCAUGGAGGGUGCCUUUGGCCAUUUGAAGGCAUGGUUCAGAUGCCUCCUCACCCAGCUGGACCUCAGGGAGCACAACAUUCUGCAUGUGUUGGUUGUCGUCCUCAAGCAGUGCCACGAGGGCAGCCUGCAAAAACAGCGCCAGGAGGUGCAGCAGGUCCGGUUCCACGGAGAGUGCUGUGGUGUCUGCAAGGGCGACCAGAGCCUGCCGGUGUGGUAUUUGCUGUCCCUCGAGGAGGUGGGCAAAGGGGAAGAGGAGUCUGAAACAUGA
Messenger RNA from Pelodiscus sinensis (Chinese soft-shelled turtle), 831 nucleotides. Lineage: Eukaryota; Metazoa; Chordata; Testudines; Trionychidae. The record is from RefSeq and is a predicted model, not a curated record.